Trichoderma breve is the source of this 1074-nucleotide messenger RNA. RefSeq names its product d-isomer specific 2-hydroxyacid dehydrogenase, NAD binding domain-containing protein. The transcript has 2 exons. The record is from RefSeq and is a predicted model, not a curated record. Gene Ontology annotation, cellular component: cytosol. The coding region runs from base 1 to 1074 and encodes 357 amino acids. NCBI's taxonomy places the organism in Eukaryota, Fungi, Ascomycota, Sordariomycetes, Hypocreales, Hypocreaceae. Gene Ontology annotation, molecular function: glyoxylate reductase (NADPH) activity; NAD binding; hydroxypyruvate reductase [NAD(P)H] activity.
AUGCAACCAAAGAACCACAAAGAAAGGCCGUUUGUCGUCUGGCUUGGCUGCCCGAGACAUGACGGAGGAGAAUAUCUCUCAGACUUUCGUAAUGAGUUCGACUAUACUAUCCUCGAAGCCGAUAACCGCCAAGAAGUAAAAGAAAAACUCCCGGCUCUCAUAGCUAAGCAUGGUCCUAUCGACGCUUUUAUUGUACCGAUGGGCACAAUGACGUAUGCGCCUUUCGACCAAGACCUUUUCGGUCCAUUAGCUUCCGAGUGUGGUAUCAUCACCUCGUCAAAAGCGGGAUACGACGAGUUUGACGUUGAAUGGAUAACGAGUCAGGGAAUCUGGCUAUGUAAUACGACCAACGCAAUAGUCGAAUCAACGUCUAACAUGGCUAUAUUCCUAACUCUCGCUGCCGUACGCGAUACGUAUCGCACAGAGCAGACGCUCCGCAACGGUGCUUGGACCAGCGUUCUAUAUCCCACUCACGAUAUCACGGGUAUGACAAUUGGUAUUGUUGGAAUGGGCAAAGUUGGAAAGCGAGUGGCUUCAAAGGCGAAGGCUUUCAACAUGCGCGUCAAGUAUUUCAAUCGUCAUCGAUUGAGCGACCAGGAGGAGGCCUUAUACAGCGCCUCGUAUUGCGACUCUCUACAUGCUUUACUGAGCGUGUCGGAUAUUAUAUCGAUCAAUUGCCCACUCAAUGAGGAUACUCGCAAUCUCAUUUCCACAGCCGAGUUUGCGGCAAUGAAAGAUGGUUCGUAUUUGAUCAAUACUGCCCGUGGAGCCAUUAUCGAUGAAGAUGCGUUGAUCCAGGCUCUUGAGUCCGGCAAAAUUGCCCGAGCUGGGCUUGAUGUGUUUUGCAACGAACCUCAUAUCAACAGCUAUUUCCAAAGGAGCGACAAGGUCAUAUGUCAGCCCCAUAUGGGUGGCGUUACCCAGGAUGCUUUUCGGCUUGCUGAGAUAGAAUGCCUUGAAAAUAUUCGGGCAUACUUUAAAACCGGGAAACCUAUUACUCCGAUCAAUGAUCCCUCGGCUCAAUUUCAGAAAGAAUUAACAGUGAGCAGAGUCAGCUAUAUAUCUCACAACUGA